AUGGAGCAGCUUCUCAAAGAUGUUCAUGUUGCUUCGUCAAGUUCUCAAGAAGCAGUGGAUGUUACCUUUGAUGUAUCGCUUCCUCACAGCAAUGUUGUAGACAAGUCAGAUGGUCAUGGUUGUAGCAAGGAAAGUUCUAGGGAGAAGGUCGUAGAUGAGCCAACAACUGACAAGGUGUUUGAGCCAGCUGAAGGAGCUCGAAGCAACUGUGCAAGUAGCAUUGUUCAUGAGCCUAAUGGAGGCGAUGUGGUUGAGCUGGGCAUAGGAACUAGUGCUGUUGUCAGUGAGAACCUUGCACAAUGUUUUGAGACUGCAAAGGAGAAAGUGUCCAGUGGUGAAGAUACUGAGCAUGGUCACCAACUCAGCCAGCGCAAUCACUCUGUGCCGACUAGUGUGGCUGGACAUUGGAGUGAUGUUCCAUCAAUGAGUGUGUUCCAAGAGGGCACUGAGGAAUAUGAGUGGUGGAUCAGUGUCCCAAAUGUAGAUGCGAACUCGAAUGCUCCAACCCAUGGCAACACUGUUACAACACCAAAGUCUUGUGAUGUUUUUUAUGUCACUCCUCAGGCUCCAAUCUCAACAGAAGCAGAAGUUCCAGUGUAUGAUGUCACACCAACCUCUGUGGCUCCAUUAUCAAGCGGGACUGCCGAUGGACCAUCAAAACCACAAGAAGAGCCAGUUGUUCUAGUUAGCAGCAGGGAACCAAGUCCCGACCUCAACGAGGAGAAGUUGAAGAGCAAGGACGAGAAGAAGCUCAAGAGCAAGAAAAGAUUAGGGAGUCCAAUGUCGGCUGGAUCAAAGUACAAGAAAAUCAAGACAGAUUCGAAGACGGAAGCAAUGUACCAGUACUAUGUCAUGAAGAGGUACAAGAUGAAGAAGAUGAAGAGAGGGGAAAUUGAGCCUCCUUUCAUUAGGAAUGGUGAUUUCCACAUUACCUACACGAACUUUCAGAAGUCGUUGAAGCCACGCGCUCAGAUAUGCAACGAAGUCAUGUCUUUAUUCGUCGAAACCUUCAACAUUGAACAGUUGUCGUCUUCACAUAAGCAGAAGAAAUUUGCUUUCUCUGUUUUAAUGAUCCUUCAACUCUCUGUCCACCCAGAAGUUUUUGAUCCAAGUGUUUGUGCAAGAGAGCUGAGGAGGGCGUGCCAAAAUUUUCAGAUUUCAGUUUUUGACCUACUUUUCUUCACCAUCCUUCGCGAUGGCCAUUGGAUUGUUUGCGUCGUUAACCUCUUGCACAAGGAAUUCAACAUGUUUGACUCAUUGGAUAACGGAAAAUUUGAUGUUGCUGCAAGGAAUCUGUUUACCAAUUUCAAGAGGAUCGCUACGGAAGAGCCAGAUUUCAAAGUGGAUUUAUCUUCUUUCAAACCAAACUGGCCCCUGCUUGACUACCCACAGCAGGCAACUCACUUUGAUUGUGGAUUGUUUUCAACACUGUACUUGGAAAAUUUCGACGGCAAGAGGAUGAAAGAUUUUAAGAAGCAAAAUAUGCUUGAUGUGCGGAAGACCAUUGCUUCGAAGCUGUUUUUCCAUCCGUUGAACAAGGUCUGCCCCGCUGAUGUGCACAAGGCGAUCAUAGUGGCUUGAAGAAAGUGAUCAUCAAGCAUUGAAGAAGGCGAUUGCAGCGGUUUUGAAGAUGCAACUUUGUAGUUUUUGGAAAUACAUUGUUGCCAGUAGUGUGCUAUGUUCUUUUUUGUGUCAAAUGAACUCCAUGUAAAGCAAAUCAGUUAUGAGCCUCUGCUUGGCUGGAAUGGUUCUCAGUAGUUUGUAGUAAGGAAACAUAAUUAUAUGUUUCGGUGAUUUUUUUGGAAGCUAUAAC
This is a messenger RNA of Triticum aestivum (bread wheat), 1813 nucleotides long. RefSeq lists its product as uncharacterized. Gene Ontology annotation, molecular function: cysteine-type peptidase activity. Lineage: Eukaryota; Viridiplantae; Streptophyta; Magnoliopsida; Poales; Poaceae. Bases 1 to 1581 code for a protein of 526 amino acids. The transcript has 8 exons. Gene Ontology annotation, biological process: proteolysis. The record is from RefSeq and is a predicted model, not a curated record.